Messenger RNA from Chrysemys picta bellii (western painted turtle), 3922 nucleotides. Its product is annotated as C-type lectin domain family 2 member A-like. The record is from RefSeq and is a predicted model, not a curated record. Lineage: Eukaryota; Metazoa; Chordata; Testudines; Emydidae.
CAGGUAUACACACUGGAACCUGUCCCCACUGCAGUUGCUGACAUCCUGCUCUGAUGUCACCAGGCGAGGGAGGUGUCUGGAUCCAUUGCUAUGUGCAUUGCCAUCAGCUUGUUCUGUGGAAUUCUGCCAUCUUCUGGGCGACACAUUUUUGGUACAAGGUCCCGCGGGCCCUGCGUUUUCUUUCACUCACGUGUGCUCUGACGUGGACGGAAUGGGGAACAGCUUCAAGAGGCCCAGGUACAAUGAAGAGCAGGCGGGAGACAUGCUACACAGCCGUUCCAACCAGGUGCUGACAGAGCAGCCUCAAGCUCAGCCUCCGGCCAGGGCCAGGAACCGGUCUCGAUGCGCCAUCGGAUUCAUGGCAGUUGUGAGCAUCAUUAUUGCCCUAGUUGUAGCUUUGGCAGUGGUAGCCUCCAAACAUCAUUCCUGUCCACUGGACCUUCCCACUGCCGCAUGCCCAGAUGACUGGAUUGGCUACCAGGGGAAAUGCUAUCUCUUCUCAAAGGCGGACGGGACCUGGAACGAAAGCCAGAGCAACUGCUCUUCACUCAAUGCCUCCCUGGCUGUGAUUGACACCCAGAAAGACCUGGAUUUCCUGCAGCAAUAUAAAGGCUCCCCUGCACACUGGAUCGGCCUCAGAAGGGACACGUCCCAGCCCUGGAGAUGGGCGGAUGGUACAGAAUUCAACAACCGCCUGUUCACAGUGAACGGAGAUGGACUAUAUGUAUAUCUCAACGACCGCCCCAGCAGCUCAGAGGGCCGCACCCCCAUGAGAUGGAUCUGCAGCCAGCCGGACGAACUGGCAAAGAGGAAACAAAAUGGGGCCCUGCAAGCUUUACUGGAGUGAAGCAAAUCCCCUCUCUUCAGCUGCCGCUGCUGCUUCCUAUAGAACAGAUAUUGACUAGCUGCUUUAAAUGCCAUGCUCUGGAGCGAGGAGAGCAACUCCAGAAGCAGGGCUCUAUCCCAGGAGUGGGGGGCGAGGUUCUGUGGCCUGCAAUGAGCAGGAGGUCAGACUGGAUGGUCAUAAUGGGCCCUUCUGGCCUAAAAGUCUAUGAGUUUAAUUAAACCCUUGCUCAGAGCCCACUGCCAAGUUCAGGGCCCACUGGGAGCUGCACGUACACCACAAAGAGACAGUCCCUGCCUCAAACUGCUUCCAAGCUGGCUAAGGCCUGCUCCACGCAGAUUUCGUACAGGUCUAAUUAGGCUCACAAACGUUGGAUUUUUAUCAGUAAAUGUCGGUAAAAGUCGAUCCCACUGUAUAUACACACACACACACACGGAUAGGAAAAAAUAUUUCCAUCGAGCUUUGCGGCUAGGCUAAGUAAGACAAAUGCGGCUUGAGAACGUAUGCAGGCUGUUUAUUUUGUCAGCAUCCCAUACGUAAAAUUUACAAUUUGUGUUUAACAGUCAGAGAAAGCUUUAAUUGCUUGAGUCUUAACGUCUAUUGUCAUUAAUGAUGGUCAGGCCCCCUCAUUGGCUGAGCCCUCCCCCGCCCCCCAAGAGCCCUCCCCCGCCCCCCAACUUCCCAGAAAUAUGAACAUUUAAAUGGACACAAAUAGAAAAAAUGCUUAAAACUAAACUGAUGUUAUGCAUGGAAAUUACAACCAUUGAAUGCUGCUAGAGCUCCUGGGUUAAGGAGUAAGACUGUUUUUAAUCUAUAUGGUUAUACAGCUACUGCGGCCGUCGUGCCCUUCACAGCUUGUGUAGGUUGGGCACCAGCGACUCCUUGCAUUCUUCCAGUCCCCACAAACAGAGGCAAAUUAGGGAUUAGUGUGGCUGUGGGGCACCUGCAGUCCCCCUCACUCCCCCCAGCGCUCCUGCCAGGGAGCAGGGCCAGGGCGGGCACUUCCGCUGGGUACAUCCACACCGCAGCAGGGAGCGAGCCUCACAGCCUGGGGGCACAGACUUGCGCUAGCAGAGCUUGCGCUGGCGUGAUAAAAAUAGCCGCAUUGAUGGCGCAGCUCCAGCCUUCGAGAGCCCAAGCUCCGGCCCGAGCCGCAACAUCUACACAGCUCCUUUUAGCACGAGUCUGUGGACCCUCUCUGGGGCGCUUGCUCCCAGACGUGGUGUAGACGCACCCAGUACGUCCCCUGUCCUUUGCUCAUCCUAAGGCAUGCAAGCUCGGGACUCCCACCUAACCAUUUUGCCCCUAUAGAUUUCAAAGCACUUCACAGAGUUCAGUAUCAUUACCCCAUUUUAUAGGUGGGGAAACUGAGACACGGAGGCUCCAGGUCACAUGUGGCCAAGUCAGGAAUAGAAUAUACCUUUCCUGCUUUCCUCUCUACCCACUGGGCUAACAUUGAUUUCCCCCCCCCCUUCCCCCCCUUGUGCUCUGCUCCCAGCAGCACUAGGGAACAAAGGGACUAGAUGAAGGACUCAAAUUCCCAUAUUUUGCAACUGUUGCUCCGCAUCAGCUUAGAGAAAGAGGGCAGCGUCUCUAUAUAAAGCCCUUCGAAUUCAUCCUCAUGGGGCAGGAGCGCUCUCCUGGGCACAGACGUUCUCAUUUGCCUCACACCACGACAGCGUCUUUCUGGCAAAUCCACUUGAAUUCGGCGCGGCAGGUUUCCGAGUUGAUCCAGUUCCCCUUUAACACCCCACAGUUGUUGGAGGCAACAGGGCCUGAGACCCGGAACCUGCAGAGCGAAGGAGAAAGGUGGUGAUAGAUGGAUUAGAGAGACCUUCCUCUCGCAGUGAUGGGAUGCUGGGAUGGGGGCCUUGAUGACAGUGUAACCCAGGGCUGAGUGCCUCUACUAAUCUCAUGGGAUGGCUCCUUAUCUCAAGUGGUAGCAGCUCUUGCUUUUAGCUCCGGAGGUCCCCAGUUCAGUCCCCGGGCUGUCAGCCAUCACAGCAAAACCUCCCAGGACAUGAACUGAGCUAGGGUGUCUCGGCAUCCGUCUUCCCCCAUUCUGAUAACCACUCCCCAUUAUUCAGGCCCCACAAGUCUCCGGGGAGAUUCUGGCCCCCCUUGAAGUCACUGGGAGCUUUGCCAGGAUCAUUCCACCUCUGCUCUCUUCUUGUGGCCGAUUCCUCUCUCGCUCACUGCCGAUUUAACACCACCAACGCCCAGAUCCACAAAGGUAUUUCGGCUCCUAACUCCCAUUGAAUUCAAUGAAAGUUUGAGCUCCUUUCGUUGAUCAUUAUAAAGCUUCUCUAGCCAAUAGUGUUAGUUUAUUGCUCAUUUCUUGUAUGGUUAUAAUCAACUAGCAGGUUACGUCGUAUAUAAUCAUUGUAUGCUCAAUAGAGUUAAGUGGUAGGAUAAUAGAAGUAUAAGAAUGAUUAGUAGCCGGAAGAGUUAAUUAUGUAUUCGGUAUCUAAGUAACGAGGUCUGAAACACAAGGCUGCAGGCUGAGGCCUGCAAGAUUUUAGCUUAGCUGUUGGAGCUAAGAAAUACUGACAUAAAAAAAUGACCGAAGAAUAACCCGAUGCCCUAAGAUUACGGGAAAAGAGGUACCAAGUGGUGAUAUUGUGAAAAUCUAGCCAGAAGAUUAAUUUUAAAUCAUAAAAAUGCUGUAAAGGCACAUCUGUUUCCAACAUGUGCCUUCAUCACAGGACACGGGUUGUGUAUUAAUGCUAAUGAGAAUAAAGAGAACCUACACGACCUAUAGAAAUCGGGGUACUGUACGUUUCUAGGGGACAUCAGACCAAUAAGGAAAAAGAGGGUUGACACUACAUGCAUGGACAUGUGCAGAAUGUAGGUAUAGACCGAAUCACAUUGUAAAGAGGAUGCCCAGAGCGGGGAAAUUGAGCUCCCUACGGGAAAGUCCAGCAGGAACCAUCCCUCUAUUGAUGGGCAAUCCAUGCGAGACCCAUCAGACCCUAACACUACCGUUAAGGUUGUGAGUAUAUUUGUAACUUGUGCAUAUGUCUGUGUGGGAUUUCUAUAUGCAGGGGUAUUCAUAACCUUAAUAAAACUUGUAAAACA